CUACUCCCGGCCUUCCCCUCCGCGCCCCCGCCCCCCUGGCGGCCUCUGGCAGUUCCCCGGAGCGGGGCGUCUGGCAGCGGGUCAAGGCUGUUCGCUGCCAGCGCUUCCAGCCAGCGGCGGCCGCUCGAUGCUGAUCGCUGCAGCGCUGAUGCUGGCGCUCGCGGUCCCGGUCGCCAUAAGGGCCCGGGGCCUCGGCGGCGCCGCGCGGCCUGCGGCGGGCGAGGAGGCAGAGGGGAUCUUGCUUCCCAUCGGCGAGACUGCGAUCACGACGGCGCUGGGUCGAAGCGACGCUACCGGCAUAUUACGGGCAGACACAAUUGCAGACGCGCUGAGAAGUGCGGUUUUCAAGAGCAGUAGUGAUUUGGUUAGCGCCUCAGAGCCGACCACAAUCAAUUCGAGCAUCACCGCAGUCUCAGCAGCCGACAGUGGACCCAUGCCGCCCGACAGCAGAGGCAUCAUUGAGACAAUCAGUGUGACCUCGGUGACCACCAGCCGUGCAAACCAUAGCCGUACUACCACGAUGACGAGUUCAACCGGAUCUUUCACGACAGUUCUAAGCAGCAACACUGAAACAAGCAUGGGGAUCAACAGUGCCAGUGGGGCGGGCAUCUUCUCUCUGAGUAACACGAGUACGACCGGAACUACAGCAAUAAACAGCUUGUCUGACAAUAGCAGCACGACAUUGAUCAGCACCACGGAGACGAUCGCCCGAAGCAGCAGAGUAGACGGCAAUCAUUCGAGCAUGGCUAGUACGACUCGCACCACCUUGUCGACUACCCUGACUAGGCUGGCGAACUACCACGGUGACUGUCGAAGCGGACACAAGUACCAAUACUGGGAUUGA
This is a messenger RNA of Prorocentrum cordatum, 844 nucleotides long. The record is from the annotation of a GenBank genome assembly. Lineage: Eukaryota; Dinophyceae; Prorocentrales; Prorocentraceae.